AUACGCCCUGGUUGUGGUGGACUCUGUUACUAACCUGUUGCGCUCAGAAUUCCAAGGUCGGGGUGAGCUGGCGGAGCGACAGCAGCUACUGGGGCGCCUUCUACGGAUGCUGCAGAGGAUAGCUGAUGAGUACGGAGUAGCUGUGGUACUCACUAAUCAAGUCGUGGCUAAUGUCGAUCCUGGUA
Messenger RNA from Perkinsus marinus ATCC 50983, 185 nucleotides. RefSeq names its product dna repair protein rad51, putative. The annotation marks the transcript as partial. The record is from RefSeq and is a predicted model, not a curated record. Gene Ontology annotation, cellular component: condensed nuclear chromosome. Gene Ontology annotation, molecular function: ATP-dependent DNA damage sensor activity; DNA strand exchange activity; double-stranded DNA binding. Gene Ontology annotation, biological process: DNA repair; reciprocal meiotic recombination; DNA strand invasion. Lineage: Eukaryota; Perkinsozoa; Perkinsida; Perkinsidae. The transcript is spliced from 2 exons.